AUCUUUUGAGGCGUAAUGGUACUUAUCUGGGAAAAUUUGAGACUAUGCCAAAACUGCCAAAGACAAGGACCCAGGAUUCAAAUGUCUUGAUACUGGAUGAGAGAAACUAUUCACCUGAGUUGCUGCUACAAACUCUUGACCAAGACUGCCGUAAAAUGACAGACGAGCAAAAAAAAGUAUAUGAUGAGAUACUUUCGGCUGUGGAUGAUGGAAUUGGUGGAAUGUUCUUUCUUGAUGGAUUUGGUGGUACUGGAAAAACAUUUCUCUGGAAAUUACUUUCUGCAACUAUUAGAAGUCGAGGUGAUAUUGUGUUAAAUGUUGCAUCCAGUGGCAUUGCUUCGUUGUUGUUGCAAGGUGGUAGGACAGCUCAUUCAAGAUUUGGGAUUCCACUAAAUCCCGAUGAAUUUUCCUCGUGUACUAUAUCGCAUGGAUCUGAUCAGGCUAAUUUAGUGAAGGAGUCUUCACUCAUUAUAUGGGACGAAGCACCAAUGAUGAGCAAGUUUUGUUUUGAAGCACUUGAUAGAAGCUUGUCUGAUAUCAUGGGUAACAAUAGUGUCAAUCCUUUUGGUGGAAAAGUAAUUGUUUUUGGGGGUGAUUUUAGGCAGGUUCUCCCUGUAAUUAAUGGAGCUGGAAGGGCCGAAAUUGUGUUGGCGGCGCUGAAUUCAUCAUAUCUUUGGGAACACUGCAAAGUGCUUAAACUCACAAAGAAUAUGCGAUUGUUAUCAGAUUGUUUGUCAGUUGAAGAAGCAAAGGAUCUUAAGGAGUUUUCAGAGUGGAUACUGAAAAUUGGGGAUGGAAAAGUUAACGAGCCUAAUGAUGGCGAAGCAGAGAUUGAAAUUCCUUCUCAGUUUUUGAUUACUGACGCGGACGAACCUAUAGAAGCAAUCAGCAAAGCUGUGUACGGUGAUUCUAUUUCCCUUCAAGAAAACAAGGACCCUAAGUUUUUCCAAGAAAGAGCUAUUUUGUGUCCAACAAAUGAGGAUGUUAAUAUGAUUAACGAGUACAUGCUGGAUAGACUUGCUGGUGAUGAGAAGAUCUAUAUUAGUGCUGAUAGUAUAGAUCCAUCAGAUAAAAUAUCUGUUAACAAUGAAGCAUUGGGUCCAGACUUCCUUAACACUAUCAAAGUUUCUGGUGUGCCAAACCAUAGCCUUAGACUCAAGGUUGGUUGUCCUGUGAUGGUUUUAAGAAACAUUGAUCCGUCUGCUGGUUUAAUGAAUGGAACAAGACUUCAGAUCACUGAACUAAUGGAUUUUAUGGUUCGAGCAAAGAUUAUAACUGGAGAAAAGGUGGGGCGGACAGUUGAUAUCCCUAGGUUGUCAAUAACACCAUCAGACACAAGAUUACCAUUUAAGAUGCGUAGAAGGAAAUUACCCUUGGCUGUGGCGUUUGCAAUUACUAUAAAUAAAAGUCAAGGUCAAUCAUUAUCUGAAGUUGGUAUCUUUCUCCCAAGACCCGUGUUUUCACAUGGACAGCUCUAUGUUGGUAUUUCAAGGGUUACAUCUAAAAACGGUUUGAAGAUAUUGAUUGUGGACAAAGAUGGGAAACCUCAGGCCAAAACUAUGAAUGUUGUGUUCAAAGAGAUAUUCAACAAUCUCUGACAUAUUCAGUGAUCAGGUAUGUGAUUUCCAUCUACUUGCGUGAUUGAGUGAGAAAGUUUUUUUAAAUAGUUUAUCUAUUCUUAUCAUGAUUCAGACACACAUGGAAUUCAAGAAGACUGGUUGAGAAGAUUGUCGUUCUAGACUCAUCAGUGUUUUGACGUUGUUUUGUUUUACAGAAGUUAAUUCUCAGGAUUAUGCCUUUUUUUAUUUGUUUCAAGAUUUUUUUUUUGUAUUUCGUAUUGUUACAUAAACAAUUAUUCGCAAGAAUCCUUAAAUUCAUUAUUAUUCAACCGUGACUAUACCGUAAACUAAAAUAUAUCGAAACAGUGUCUUUUCUAAUCCUAUAUGACCAAAUUUUUCAUGUAAAGUGAUACCAAUGACAUGUUCUGUUACCAAUAACUUCAAUCAAAAUUCUUCAAGCAAUCUCCAGUUACCCUCCUAACUACCAUUUUUCAGUUCC
Molecule: messenger RNA, 2058 nt
Organism: Brassica napus (rape)
Lineage: Eukaryota; Viridiplantae; Streptophyta; Magnoliopsida; Brassicales; Brassicaceae
Product: ATP-dependent DNA helicase PIF1-like
Exons: 2
Coding region: 45-1598 (517 amino acids)
Biological process (GO): DNA repair; telomere maintenance
Molecular function (GO): DNA helicase activity
Source: RefSeq, a predicted model, not a curated record